Messenger RNA from Polychytrium aggregatum, 1554 nucleotides. RefSeq lists its product as uncharacterized. The record is from RefSeq and is a predicted model, not a curated record. The transcript is spliced from 11 exons. NCBI's taxonomy places the organism in Eukaryota, Fungi, Chytridiomycota, Chytridiomycetes, Polychytriales. The coding region runs from base 112 to 1218 and encodes 368 amino acids.
GGGUUGCUCUCCUCUCGUCCGCUCCUGCAACUCCAUCUCGGUCCCCGAACCCAGCACCACCAGCACCAGCACCAGCACCGCCAGCAACGGAGCUCCAAGGAUACCAAGAACAUGGCCGCCCGCAGGUCCGCUAUCGAUGCCUUCGGCAUGGUCAUGCUCGAAGACGUCCCCGUCAGAGCCAACGUUCGACGGCAAACACAGCAGCGAGAACAACCUGCUCCGCCACCAGAACACAACAACCAUGACAACUAUGACGGACAGGAUCUUGAUGAUCAACACAAAACUGCAUUCCUAUUGGGAAUAUAUCCCGAAGUUCACCCGGAGAUGGUCGCUCAGAUCUUGGAGGAUUGCAACGGCAAUGUCGAUAUAGCAGCGACUCUCUUAGAGGCCGUUCAGAGUCGACAAGAGGUUCUUCCACCGGACUCCCCCCUGACGGAGCCCGAGCCCGAGCCCAAUCCAGAACACGAAUGCGGAUGCUGCUACAACACUGUCCCGAUGGACCAGACGGUUCCGUGCGAAGAGGGCCAUCUGUUCUGCGCGGACUGUGUCCGUCGAGCCGCAGAGGAGGCAAUCGGCAUGCGCAGAUCGGUGGUCAAGUGCAUGAACACCGAUCCGUGCGGAUACGCAUUCCACGAACGAGAACUCCGCCAACUGCUUCCCGAACCCUCGUUUGAUGCACUCAUGAGACUCCGUCUGGCGGAAGGAAUCGGCAUUCUGACGGAUUUCGUCGAGUGCCCCUUCUGCAACUACGGCGCUGAGAUCCUGGCGCCUCUUGAGGACGAACCCUUGUUUCACUGCCAGAAUCCCGAAUGUGCAGUGGUGUCGUGUCGGCGGUGCAAGAAGGAAAACCACUCUCCACGCAAAUGCGACGAUCUCCAGAAAGAAGAUAACCUCAACGUGCAGCACAAGAUCGAGGAGGACAUGUCCGAGGCACUGUUCCUGACGUGCCCAAAGUGUCGCCAGAAGAUCAUCAAGGAAGACGGGUGCAACAAAAUCACCUGUGUGUGCGGCCAAUUCAUUUGCUAUGUUUGUCGACAGGCUAUCCAAAACUACAGCCACUUCAACAAUAACGGCGGUCCCUGUCCGCUCUACGACGACGCCACCGCCCGACUGGCCCAGCAAGUGCAGCAGGCAUAUCAGAACGGCGUGGCGAACAACGCCAUUGACCAGAACGACCUGCUGAUUGACGUCCCAACGGCCCAAAACAUUCUUCGAUAGCCAACGAGUGGCCCGGGCCGACGGGCUCUUUGUGCGCUCGGCUUUGAUGCUCCCGCGACUGUGGACAUUGUUCCGCAAUGGCGCAUGGCUCUGCACAGCUCAGCGCAGAUUCCAGCGGAUCGGCAGCCUGGUCUUGUGGGCUUCCUUGAUGACACAACCGCAUGUCCAGGUGCUUGAUCGUGCGGCAACACAGGCUGGGUCUGGUUGGGUCCACCACCUCGCUUGAUUCGAUUGGAUUGGAUUGGAUCGGAUCGGCCAGCGCCAGCCGGGCCAGGCUGUGUCAGGACAAUUCGACGGCCUCCCAGACGCACUGCAUUGGAUUAGAUUGGACUGCAU